Molecule: messenger RNA, 765 nt
Organism: Diaporthe citri
Lineage: Eukaryota; Fungi; Ascomycota; Sordariomycetes; Diaporthales; Diaporthaceae
Exons: 1
Coding region: 1-765 (254 amino acids)
Source: RefSeq, a predicted model, not a curated record
AUGGCUUCGGACAGUGAGGAAGAGAACAACAGGCCUCAGACCCCUAUCUAUUAUGUCGUCUGUCCCGAUUGUGGUCGUCCGCCCUUUUUCUGUGCUGAUUGUGGCAAAGAGAUCGAAUUUCGUAUGAGGUUCAUGGAGGUUAUCGUGCUCCUACUUUGGAAGGUCUUCAGACUUCGAGAGGAAGCCAACUUGCGACAGGCCAUGUCUUCGACGAUGCUGGGCACGACGGAAUCUCCAGAGCAGCCACAGCGAUCCAACCAAGUCCAGCAGCAGUCGAACCUGCUCGAUCAAGCCCAAGAGCCUCCGGUCGACACACAGGCCGGCAAUCCACAGGGCCAACCUCAACUUCCCUUGUCCUUGGAGGUGUCCAACCCAACCCACCACCCUCCUGUCUCGCCACAGCCGGAAGCCUCCUCUGCCUCUGAAGAGUUAGCCAUGACCCAGUACCGCUACGCCCGGCCGGAUUGGCAACCGGAACGAAUCUUCGCAGACCAGGAUGGAUCCUCCAGCCAAGUCGGUGCCGCAGACCCAGGCAAUGACCCCAACACUCAGACAGGCGACGAGUCUGCCUCCAUCCCACACGAGCAGGCUGAUCCGUCAUCCGUGCUGUCUGGCAGCAUCGAUGAUGACUACGACAGCGAGUGGUACGCCACGGACGGCAGUGAGCCCGGAAGCCGGGAGCUCAGCGACGAAGACCUUGAAGCCAUCAAGAAAGUCAAGGUUCGUGAGCACUUGACGUGGUGGUGGCUAGAGGAUGAUUGCUAG